Molecule: messenger RNA, 2703 nt
Organism: Ahaetulla prasina
Lineage: Eukaryota; Metazoa; Chordata; Lepidosauria; Squamata; Colubridae
Gene: RBPJ
Product: recombination signal binding protein for immunoglobulin kappa J region
Exons: 11
Coding region: 76-1539 (487 amino acids)
Biological process (GO): Notch signaling pathway; regulation of transcription by RNA polymerase II
Cellular component (GO): nucleus; MAML1-RBP-Jkappa- ICN1 complex
Molecular function (GO): RNA polymerase II cis-regulatory region sequence-specific DNA binding; DNA-binding transcription activator activity, RNA polymerase II-specific
Source: RefSeq, a predicted model, not a curated record
ACGCAGGCGCGCGCGCGGCAGGCCCCCUGGGCCGCCUCUCGCGAGAGUAGGAGUUUUGGCGAGAGUUUGUGGAAGAUGGCGCCUGUUGUGACAGGGAAAUUCGGUGAGCGACCUCCACCUAAGCGGCUCACCAGGGAAGCUAUGAGGAAUUAUUUAAAGGAGCGCGGCGAUCAAACAGUUUUAAUACUUCAUGCAAAAGUGGCUCAGAAAUCCUACGGAAAUGAAAAAAGAUUUUUUUGUCCUCCUCCGUGUGUCUACCUUAUGGGUAGUGGAUGGAAGAAAAAAAAAGAACAAAUGGAGCGAGAUGGCUGUUCUGAGCAAGACUCUCAACCAUGCGCCUUUAUUGGGAUUGGAAAUAGCGACCAAGAGAUGCAGCAGUUAAACUUGGAAGGAAAGAACUAUUGCACAGCUAAAACUUUGUACAUAUCAGAUUCUGACAAGCGAAAGCACUUCAUGUUAUCCGUAAAAAUGUUCUAUGGCAAUAGUGACGAUAUUGGUGUUUUCCUUAGUAAACGGAUCAAAGUCAUCUCCAAGCCUUCGAAAAAGAAACAAUCGCUGAAAAAUGCAGACUUAUGCAUUGCAUCAGGGACAAAAGUAGCAUUGUUUAAUAGACUUCGGUCCCAAACAGUUAGCACCAGAUAUUUGCACGUAGAAGGAGGGAACUUCCAUGCCAGCUCACAACAAUGGGGAGCAUUUUACAUUCAUCUCUUGGACGAUGAUGAAUCCGAAGGAGAGGAGUUCACAGUCCGAGAUGGCUAUAUCCAUUAUGGCCAGACGGUCAAACUCGUUUGUUCAGUUACUGGCAUGGCGCUCCCAAGAUUGAUAAUACGGAAAGUGGACAAACAAACCGCUUUGUUAGAUGCAGAUGAUCCAGUAUCCCAGCUCCAUAAAUGUGCGUUCUACCUUAAAGAUACUGAACGAAUGUACUUGUGCCUUUCCCAAGAGCGAAUUAUCCAAUUUCAAGCCACUCCAUGCCCCAAAGAACCAAAUAAAGAGAUGAUUAAUGAUGGAGCUUCAUGGACAAUCAUUAGCACAGAUAAAGCAGAAUAUACAUUUUAUGAGGGCAUGGGUCCCGUCCAUGCUCCUGUAACACCUGUGCCUGUUGUAGAAAGUCUUCAGCUCAAUGGUGGCGGAGAUGUAGCAAUGCUGGAACUAACCGGGCAGAACUUCACUCCAAAUUUGCGUGUCUGGUUUGGGGAUGUGGAAGCUGAAACGAUGUACAGAUGUGCCGAAAGCAUGUUGUGUGUCGUCCCGGAUAUCUCUGCCUUCCGGGAAGGAUGGCGAUGGGUGCGUCAGCCCGUCCAGGUUCCGGUCACGUUAGUGCGCAACGAUGGCAUCAUUUACUCCACCAGCCUUACCUUCACCUACACCCCAGAGCCCGGCCCCCGACCGCACUGCAGUGCCGCUGGGGCCAUCCUCCGAGCCAACUCAAGCCUCCUGGCCUCCAGCGAAUCGAACACAAACAGUGAGGGAAGUUACACAACCGUCAGCACAAACCCCAGCAGCGUCACAUCAUCAACGGCCACCGUGGUUUCCUAACCACCGCUCUUUGGGCGGAACUUCUUUUUAAAAAAAAACAAAAAAAACUUUUUUUAAGUGCUUCAAACAAUGAAACCGAACAACUUUUUGUGGUUUCCCGAGGGGAAGGCGAAAGAAAAGAAAAGAAAAGGAAAAAAAAUAAUAAAACCCCCUCCGUACGCCGCCGUAUGAACUUUUAUCACCUACAAGUGCUGAUCUCAAUUCGAAGCCACAAUAAAAAUGAAAUGCAUUUUGGGGGGCCAGCACCCCCUUUUAUGGGAAAAAUAUAUAUAUAUCUAUUUUUAAUUGUCUCUUUAAAAAUGGACACGUAACUACAGUUCAACGAAAGUGGCUGAGAUUCAAAUUGAACUAGUAAACAUGGACAAAACAUGGUUUUUAUGGACCAAGGAACACUUUAGUAGAGAAAAAGGUACAUUUUCACCAUGCCUUUUGUAUCACAACAUAUAGUACGCUUUUGUUACCAAAUAGUUUAUAUAUUAUUAUUAUUAUUAUUUUUUCCUCCUCUUGAGCAUUUGCUCUGAAGUAUAUUCAGGUUCCAAGCCUGACCAUGCUUGUAUAAUCUAAUUAUCAUAUUCUUCCAUAUAUUUGCGCGGUCUGUGGCUGGAACCGUUGCAUUUUUUUAAACUGAAGUCUUGUGACUUUUUAAUGAACUGAAUUCUGAAUUUUUUUUUCCUCCAGCAAGUAGAACCUUGUAAAGGCCAGCAUAUUUUUUUUAAGAGUUAUAUGAAGUUUGUGCGAAAAGCUUUAAAAAAAUUGCCUCUGCCUUGCCUGCAAUACAUACAUGCAACGUAUGUUGACUAGAGCUCCUGUCGUUCCCCAUCGUUGUGCAUCGUUUUUAUUUUGUGUUUCUCUCUUUUUUUUUUAAAAAAAAAAAUGUAUUUAUAAUGUUGAUUCCUGAGGUUUUUAACAUUAGAAAUGUGGCCUCUUGUGCAGUUAUUCGAACUGCCCUUGUGUUUAAUGUACGUGAGUGUUUUUAAAAAGGAUCUGUCCUUCCCUUUUAACCAUCAAUACAUGCCUCAGAAAAAAAAAAAUAUUUUCAGGAUUUUUGUCAGGGUGGCUUUGUUUUUGUUAUUUUUUUUCUUCUUUUUGGCUACCCCUGUACAUAAUUUGCUAUUAAUUGUAAGUUAAGUGUGUGUGUAUGUGUGUGUGUGCAUAAUUUGAUUU